AUGGACGGACUUCUUAAAAAAGUUAAAGCUUUAACAAAAAAUGUCGAUCAAAAAGACUUAAAAGACGCUUAUGACACUUAUAACAAAACUGGUGGUUCGUUAGAUAAAAAGGGAAAAGCCGUUUAUCAAAAUUAUAAUAAAUCACAUUCAGCUUCAGAUGCAACAAAAACUGAUGCCAAAACUGAUGCCAGAACUGAUGCUAAAACUGAUUCAAAAACUGAAUCAAAUACUGAAACCAAAACUGAAUCAAAAUAA
Lodderomyces jiufengensis is the source of this 255-nucleotide messenger RNA. RefSeq lists its product as uncharacterized. The record is from RefSeq and is a predicted model, not a curated record. The transcript has a single exon. Bases 1 to 255 code for a protein of 84 amino acids. NCBI's taxonomy places the organism in Eukaryota, Fungi, Ascomycota, Pichiomycetes, Serinales, Debaryomycetaceae.